Molecule: messenger RNA, 3912 nt
Organism: Guyanagaster necrorhizus
Lineage: Eukaryota; Fungi; Basidiomycota; Agaricomycetes; Agaricales; Physalacriaceae
Exons: 14
Coding region: 1-3912 (1303 amino acids)
Biological process (GO): protein import into nucleus; nuclear pore organization
Cellular component (GO): nuclear pore transmembrane ring
Molecular function (GO): structural constituent of nuclear pore
Source: RefSeq, a predicted model, not a curated record
AUGCCUGCGGUACCAACAAACUCUCCAGUCGACCCAAGAAGAAAAGAACCAUUGAUUCCAGAGGCAUAUUUAGAUGUACCUACCCAGCGCCUAUACUGCCUGAGUCUGGGAGCCUUUAUCCAGGCUGUGAAGCUAUUCGAUUUCUUCCGCUACAUUGCGUCGUCUGACGAAUCGCAAAGCUUAUGUGUAAAAUGGCUGGCCAUCGAUAUCGCAUCCUGCCUAUUUCUCUCACAACUGCGCAUUCCCCGCCUGAACUAUGCCACUUCCGUGGUCGCGUUGCAAAUAGUUGCUCUGUGUUUCUUUGACGGGCUGAUGUUUGGUGGUGUCAGUUUAAAUCUGGCGAGAGCUGGAGGUGAAAGCAGCAUAUCCCCGGAGGGAUACUCGGGACGCGGGGAUUUACCCUCUGCUCCUCAAGCUUGGAGUUAUCUGGAUUACCUAUCGCCUUUCUUUUUCGGCGCUCUUUCAUCCUCAUACGGUGCCUCCGGUGACUCACAUCUUCUCGGUCAACAUACUGUUCGGAUGUCACCUAUUAGCACCGCAAAUCUCAACCCCAAUGGCUUGACUUUUUGUUUGUCUUCGCCUGGUGAUGUCGCUCUCGUCCCUGUUCUUCUAAACAACACCAAUCCUUCAUCUCUACGGUAUUCUUUGACACCUUUGGGACAGCCCCGAGAAAACGGCGCGGAAUAUUUUGAUUUGUCGUCAAAGGAGUUAAAGGCAAUCGAGCAAGCGCAUUUAGAUGCGCUACAAGUGGUGAAACCUUCAACUUUAUCCAUUAAUGAUGAUGAAUAUGACGAAUACGACGACGAAGAAGAAGAAGAUAGUAACGACUACAAUGACGAGCAGUCUUCCCUACAGAAGACCCAGUCCCUAGUGCAUAUACGACUCACGAAACCGGGUAACGUUCGUUUAGAACGUAUUCUUGACGCCUCUGGUAUCGAAUCGCGACUAGUAUAUCCAGCAGAGGUUGUGGUAGUUCCGUGUCCGCGAGUAGCGUUUGUUGGAGACAGCAACCUCGACAUCCGCUGCGCAGGAGGGGAUCCCGACCACCAACUUAUGAUUGAUAUCAGUGGUGUCACUCCCUUGAGCCUCAGGUGGUUUAAGAUGAUAAAUGGGAAACAGGAGAGCUUCCUUGUAGAAGGCAUCGAAAGCAAUCAUGACGCGGAAUUGAAAGGAACAGGCAUGGAGGUGACUCGGAGACAGUUGAUACCUUCACAGUUGCAGGUACCACUGUCAGUAUCAUCCGAUACAGUCGGAACACAUCUCUAUGUACUGGAGGAGGUCAUGGACGCGGUGGGCAACACUGUUCGUGUUGGCUCUGAUUCGCCAUCAUCGACAUCAGGGCAAGGCGAGUCAUUCAGUACUACGACCACCCGUUCUUUCCAGGUGCUUCGUCGCCCAGCAGUGUCGUUCAAGCAUUGCAGCCCUGGUAAUCCAACGCCUCUCCUCAUUGGUUCCGAAGCGUCAUUAACCAUAUCGGCAAAUGAGGCUGAUUCAUUUGACUUACCUUUGGAGGUUACGGUCGAAUACCAACCCUCACAUGGAUCAGAUAGUGGCAGUCUCGAUGUGAAACGUUUCAAGUCAUGGAGGAAGACACUGUCGACACAGGACAACCGAAUGGAUCUAAACAUCCAGGCUGGCGCACCUGGUGAAUACGCAAUUGAGAAGGUUAAAGGAAAGUGGUGUAAAGGUGAUGUCCUUGCUCCAGAGACGUGCCAAGUCGUCGAAAGGCCUUUCCCCUCCGCUGAAAUAGACUGGAAAAAAAUCCAUGAGUGUUCUGGGGACACCGGCGUUUCUGCGGCGCUUGUAUUGCACGGAACGCCGCCAUUCCAUGUCUACUAUCGUAUUCAGCAAGACAGUCAACCACCUCGCAACAUAACAAAAACUUUUGCUACGUCUCGCGGAGAACUGACUAUCCAGCCAGAACGCAGUGGACAUUAUGUCUUCUCUUUUACUCACAUCAGCGAUGCCUACUAUAGGAAAGUAGAAUUGGACGGCCCUAGCAUCGAUCAAAUAAUUCACCCUCCUGCAUCGGCCGAUUUUUCUGGCGGGGAAAGAAGUGCUCCAAGGAGCAAGAGGCAAAUGAGUAGCUGCGAAGGCGGUUCAGUCGAUGUCGAUGUUGAACUUCGGGGCUCUGGACCUUGGAAUCUCGAAGUUCAAGUUGUCGGGCCAAAAAGUUCGGAUACACUGCUGAUCAAAAAUAUCGAGACUUCAAAGAAAACGCUUCAGAUACCAGUUCCAAAACAAGUGGACAGGACAGGUGGGACCUUUGAAAUUGACCUCGUCAGUGUAGAAGACAAGUACAAAUGCAAACGGCCCAUAUCUGUGCCUGGCAUUUCCGUUAAUGUCAGAAGGAUCAAGUCUACUGUAAAGUUUUACGGUGAACGCGACAAACGGCACGUCACUGUACUGGAGAAGGAGAAAGCCCGUUUACCUCUGCGCCUCACUGGGGAUGGACCAUGGAAGAUGAAGUAUCGUCGUUUGGAAGCCCCACAACAGGUCCUGACAGCAACUCUUACAAUACCAAAUGACUUCCUUCAUGUCACAGACAAGGGAACGUAUGAGAUUCUAGAGAUAUCCGACUCUCAAUGUCCGGGUUCCAUCGUUGCGGAUGGCUUGACGUAUCGCGUAGAUUGGAUCCCUAAACCAUCUGCAAAACUUUCUCAAACCACAGCGGCAACAUACGAGCCCUACAACGGCUCUUACAUUCUUCCGCCUAUUUGUGAAGGUAUGACUAAUCAUGUCGAACUUGAUCUUAGCGCAGGACGUCCUCCUUUUGAGAUCAUGUAUAACAUUGCGCAAAAUAGUGAGACUGGAGGAACAAAGCUCAUUGAUCAACCGACCUUCAAUAGCAUACAACCUCACACGCGCCUCCAGCUCCAGACAUCAAAUCCCGGACGUGUGUACUACGAAGUCAAGCAGAUUGGUGACUCGUCAUAUCCUUUGGCGAAGCAUCGGAAUGCGGUCAUUCCCCCGUCAGAACGGCUCUUGUUUGAACAACAUGUAUCCAUGCGUCCCUCUGCCCAAUUCAAGAACCGCCAUCGGGUUCCAUAUUGCCUCAAUGAUCCUUUCACACCUCUGGACCAUCUGUCUUCCGAUGGAAUGGUCCUCUUCCAGGGUACACCACCUUUCAAACUCCGGAUGUCCAUCAAAAAUGUCGCUGCCAGCCAUGUGGACGCGAAAACUAUCGAAACGUACAGUUCUGCCUGGAAGAUUGAUUUGCCUUCAUAUCAUUUCUUGAGCAUCGGUGCACAUCUUGUUACCAUUGACUCCGUGUCCGACGCGUCGAGUUGCGACCAUGCAGCAUUGGACCCUCUUGCAAGUUCUAUUUGGGUUGACGUCGCGGAAACAGCCGCCGUUGUUCCUUUCGACAAGCGUGAAGACUACUGUGUUGGUUAUCUGGCACAAUUCCAGCUAGAGGGCAUCCCUCCGUGGACCAUUGGGUACCGCAUCAAUGGACGCGCUUACACGCAGGAAGCCACGACUUCACCUUUCUCACUAAGUCAACAGCAGGCCGGAGAGUUUACAAUCACCUCCAUAUCGCAUCAACAAAAGAUGUGUAAAGCAGUUGUAACCGAUCUACGCUUCACUAUCCACCCACUACCUUCUGCUCAAGUUGGUCACGGAAAACGAAUCUAUCAAGAUAUCCAUGAGGGUGAUCAGGCAGAAAUUGUCUUCACCCUUAUCGGCGAGCCGCCGUUUACAUUCACUUACCAACGGUCUGAGCCUGUCACGAAGAAGGGUGGUAAACCGGGAAAAGUUCUUGAGACCCACACAGUCUCUCGAGUAUACUCAAAAGAAUACUCAAUUUUUUCGGCAUUAGAAGGUACAUGGACGGUAUCUUCAAUAUCUGACCGCUACUGUCGUUACCCAGCAUCUCAACCUGAUGCAGGAACAGAGAAACAAAAACGCUGA